Molecule: messenger RNA, 2870 nt
Organism: Ceutorhynchus assimilis (cabbage seed weevil)
Lineage: Eukaryota; Metazoa; Arthropoda; Insecta; Coleoptera; Curculionidae
Source: the annotation of a GenBank genome assembly
UCCAUCCAAACAGCGAUUUUCCAGAUCUCACGGGCGAUUUUGAGACAUCUGAAAUAUACUUCUCAGGAAAUUAAAAAUCUAUGGUAGUAGGGGGCGUGCCUCAAGUGGGUUUGGUCAUAGUUUAAGCAAUAGAACCGAAAGGGUGAUUGUGUGUGAUCUUACAAAUCAGAAAUUGUGCGGGAUACAGUAGGGAUGCCACAAGAGAGUAUUCUCGGACCUAUUUUGUUUAUAGUUUUUAUGAACGACAUUAACAGAGAACGUUGUGAACUGCUUUUUUUCUGGAGGAAGAAAAGGACAUUCAGGAGCCACGGUGGUCCCAUGCAUCCCAUGCGGUUCCUCAUCCUUAAAUACCUUCACAGCAGAGCAUCCUGAAGAGAGUUUCUUCCUCAAAGUUGAAAUGUGCCCCUCAAAAUGUAAAUCACUGUCAAUCAGAAUUAGAAGAAACCUUAUCAACUGUAACAUGUCAAUUUUUUAUGUUGGCUACUAUUUUUGCCCAUCCAUUCUUGUCUCUUCUGUUCCGGUCCACCAAAGAAAAUCAGCUACACGUGCAUAGACGAUCAUACGGAUUAACUUGAUCAUAUUUGAAUUACUGCUAGUUCUGACUUCCAGAUACCCACUUAUAUUACUAAUUAUUGAUCAACAUAUUGUUUGUAGUAAGUAUGAGCAUGGGAAAUUGAAAAUUAUAUUGUCGAGGUGUCUUCCAUUUGGUCAAAAACUGCUAAAUGAAUCUCAGGUGGAAUUCCAAUAAUUGCCUUCCACAUUUUUUGUUUUAACUCUUGCAAAAUGAUAGCUAUGAACAUCCCUCUGGUUUUGCCCUACUUGGUGUACUGUAAUAUUGUAUUCUGGCCAACUUUGGACAAAAACAGUCUCCAAUAGGUAGAAAAACUUUUGCCAAAAUUAACCACAGGUUCUAGUGUUCAUGAUCUCCAAACUCGACAUCGAGGGCUGUUCUGUGUUCCUCAGUUUCUCAACGUUCUUUUAUUACAGCCCGGUUGACACGUGCCAAGUGCUUGGUCUAAGAAUACUUGGACCAAGUAGGUUUGGAACCCAGCCAAAACUGGACUUGACAGUUGAUACGAUUCAAGUGAGGCGCGCGCAGCGUCCAAGAGUACUUGAUCCCAGUGUAUUUGGAUCCGGAUGACAACUUGGACCAAAUACACUUGUACAGGUAGGUACACUUGGCCAAGUAGGUUUCGACGACUGUGUGCUUGGAUAGUGAGGAUGUCGGAUUUGGUGCUAUUACAAGAGGUGGGACUAGUUGCAGAUAAUAUGCUUAUAAAGGAACUUGAAUUGCAUAAAGAACUGUGUGAAAAGAGGAGAAAGAAGCUUUGGACCUUGGACCCGAAUGUGGAUUCUUUACCUACAACACCACCAAAAUAUAUAGAUAGGUAACAUAUUAGAACCCAUAGCCACUAUGUGUGAAGUAUCAAGCAGGCCGCUACUCUUGCCUGUUUCGGGACGACAACUAGGAACAUUUUGGAAAGAAGGGACUGAUUUUAAUUUUUGUUACUACAUUUCUCGUAUCAUUUUAAAUACGAGAUGGUUGUAUGAGAAGCUCUGCCAAAUACCGCAACCGCAUACCUCCACCUCACUGUACCGCCCACCAACCUCGAGAAUAAAAAAGUUUGUUUUGGUUUUGUGGUUAUGUCAUGUAUAUUUUGUACUUUUUAUAAAAUUUCAAACAGAAGUUCUUCAAAAUGAGUAUUUUAUUUGAAAACCAUUCAGGAACUUUACUUUCCGUUGAAGCCUACUUAAACUCAUUCCUAAAUAGGAAUAAAUCCAUUAGAAUUAAUGGCAAUUUAUUUAAAAUAUAUUCCCCUUACAAAAACUUGAGUGCUGUUAAGAAGAAAAAGAAAACCAAAAGUUUAAAUGGGGAACCAGAGAAUAUAGACCUAAGAUAUCAAGAAUUCGAAAAAGAAAUUUUAGAGAUACAAAAUACAUAUUCACAGUUAUUGCUUGAGUUGAGAAAUCAACAACUUUUAACAGAACCAUUGGAGCAUCAUACAAAAAAUAAAAUUGCCCUCGACACAGCAGAUUCUGUAUACAAUGAGUCUGGUAGAUAUUUAAUUGACGAUGUAGUGGGGUCUAAUAUUGGCCCUCUUGUUAUUAAGACACUCCAACAUUCAAAAUUUAUAAUUCCUGAAAAUUGCAAAUUUCUCUCUAAAAAUGUUAACGAAAUAGACAAAUAUUUAUCCAAAGAACAAUUUGAUUUGAUAUUAUUAGACCCUCCUUGGUGGAACAAAUAUAUUAGAAGGAAAAAGAAAAAGUCUCCUCAUGAUGCUUACAAAAUGAUGUACAAUUGUGACUUGAAGGAAAUUCCUGUAGAUAAAUUAUUAAGUAACAAUGGCAUUGUAGUUGUAUGGUGCACUAAUUCAUUCCAACAUCUAAAUACCUUAUUGGAAGAUAUUUUUCCAAAAUGGAAAGUGAGCUUUGUCGCUAAAUGGUAUUGGUUGAAAAUUACCGUGCAUGGGGAACCAAUUUGUGAAUUUUCUAAGCCACCAGGUAAACAACCAUUUGAACAAAUAAUAAUAGGAUGCAGAGACCUGAAAGCAAAUAAUUUACCCAGAAACGGUAAAAUACUCUUAAGCGUUCCCAGUGCAAUUCAUUCACACAAACCUCCAUUGGAUCAAGUUCUGAAAGCGUUUUUACCUGAAAACCCCAGAUGUUUGGAGAUAUUUGCUAGGUACCUUCUACCAAACUGGACUAGUUAUGGCAAUGAAGUUUUACGAUUACAGCAUGAAUCUAUGUAUAUAUUCAAUGAAUGAGAUUCAUGAUCUUUUAAUUGUAUAAUAAAAAAUGCAGUUUUCAUUAUUCACUUACCUAUUUGAAUAUUGUGAAAACAAAUACAAACCUAUUUACUUAGUUUCUUG